Mercurialis annua (annual mercury) is the source of this 1437-nucleotide messenger RNA. RefSeq names its product probable UDP-3-O-acyl-N-acetylglucosamine deacetylase 1, mitochondrial. NCBI's taxonomy places the organism in Eukaryota, Viridiplantae, Streptophyta, Magnoliopsida, Malpighiales, Euphorbiaceae. The record is from RefSeq and is a predicted model, not a curated record. The transcript is spliced from 7 exons. Gene Ontology annotation, biological process: lipid A biosynthetic process. The coding region runs from base 106 to 1140 and encodes 344 amino acids.
AAAGAGCGCUUAACUUUUAAGUCCCGCCAAAAUGACUUUACCAUAUUUUUCUUCUUCGGUUGACCGGCGAACAACGACGGCGUUUCACAAUCACCCCCACCGAAAAUGAACCUUACCGGCGCUCUGAAGAAGUCCACCGGUCUCAUGUCAUGGAAAUCCACCGGGAAGCUUCAACAAACGAUAUCGAGACACGUGGAGGUGACAGGGAACGGAUUACACUCGGGGAAGGAAUCAACGGUCAGGAUAUGGCCGGAAAAAGCAGGAAUAGGAAGAUAUUUCGAUGUAUUGAAUUCCAAGUAUAAAAUUCCGGCGUUCAUUGACUUCGCUCAGGCUAAUUCGGUACUCUGCACUACACUGCAUCAUAAUAAUAUUAAUAAUAGUGAAGAAAAGAUUAAUAUUCGAACAGUCGAGCAUUUGCUUUCUGCUCUAGAAGCUACUGGUGUUGAUAAUUGCAGGAUUCAGAUUUUCAAUAAUCAUGCUGCCGAUUCUGAUUCUGAUUCCGAUUUCGAGGUUCCAAUUUUGGAUGGUUCAGCUAGAGGAUGGGUAGAGGCUAUAAAGAAUGCUAGUUUAACUGUGGCAGUGGAUUCAUGUGGUAAUAGCUGUGAAAAAUUGGCUCCAUUUUUGAAUCAAUCGGUUUGGUUACAAAAGAAUGAUUCGUUCUUGGUUGCAUUUCCUUCUGCUCAAGUUUGUAUUACUUAUGGGAUUGAUUUUCCACAGGUUCCUGUCAUUGGCCACCAGUGGUUUUCGGUAGCACCUUUCGACGAUUCUUCUUACUCUAAAGAAAUAGCCGCUUCAAGAACUUUUUGCAUAUAUGAAGAGGUGGAGCGCAUGCGUGAAAUGGGACUCAUCAAAGGAGGAUCAGUAGACAAUGCCAUGGUUUGCAGUGCAAGUAAAGGUUGGUUAAAUCCACCACUGCGUUUCUCUGACGAACCUUGUCGCCAUAAGAUCUUGGAUCUUGUUGGUGAUUUUUCCUUGCUUGCACGGCUUGGUAAUCAAGGGCUUCCGGUAGCUCACAUAGUUGCUUACAAGGGUGGCCAUGCGCUGCAUGCUGAUUUUGUUCGCCGCUUAAACGAAACAUUCACAUGUCAGGAGCUAAACUUGCCAAGCACAGAUCAAAAGAAGUGUGGGCAUGACUUGUAGAGAUUCGGCAACGUUACACUCAGCUUGCUAUGCAAGUAUAAUUUUGAUAAUUUUUUGAUUUUUAUUGUUUAGCCUUUUCAAUUAUCUCAGUUUGGACCGAAAUUGAAUUAAGUUGACCUCCAAAAAUAAAUUGAAGUCAUUGAACCAGAAGAUUUGGUUCGGUUAUUAGAACCCUGCUAUAUGGAUGUGAAAUUAAAACAGUCACAGUACUGAUAGAUGCAUAUGCAAAAUCAAGGUUGUUUCGGAUUUCCUUCAACAAAAAUAAACAAAGCUAAUGAACAUGAUUUGACAAGCAAA